This is a messenger RNA of Pezoporus occidentalis (night parrot), 1919 nucleotides long. It is a transcript of the gene NXNL2, whose product is annotated as nucleoredoxin like 2. Bases 1 to 636 code for a protein of 211 amino acids. Lineage: Eukaryota; Metazoa; Chordata; Aves; Psittaciformes; Psittacidae. Gene Ontology annotation, biological process: visual perception; sensory perception of smell; photoreceptor cell maintenance. The transcript has 2 exons. The record is from RefSeq and is a predicted model, not a curated record.
AUGCGCUGUGGUGACCGGUUUGGGUGCUCUGUUUGCGGCGGCAGCGGGAAGGUUGGUCCCAGCGCGGAGGUGCCACCGCGGGGACUCUCUGAGAGCAGCCUGGACUCGCAGCCCUCGGUGCCACCUGUAGCCCCACUGCGUCCCGCGUGGCCGGCCGGCGUCAACAUGGUGGAUGUGUUCAGCGGGAGGCUCCUGGUCAGCAAGAACGGCUGCAGCGUGGACCCCGAGGAGGCCCUGCAAAACAAGGUCGUGGGCUUGUACUUCUCCGCUGGCUGGUGCUCGCCGUGCCGCGACUUCACCCCCAUCCUCUGCGACUUCUAUAAGGAGUUGCUGGAGGGGAAGCGCCCUCCUGCCCCCUUCGAGGUCGUCUUCAUCUCCUCCGACCGCAGCGCCGAGGAGAUGGCGGGCUACAUGAAUGACAUGCACGGGGACUGGCUGGCCCUGCCCUUCCACGACCCCUACAAACAUGAUCUGAAGAAGAAAUACAACAUAACAGCAAUUCCUAAACUGGUGAUUGUGAAACAAACUGGAGAAGUUAUUACUGACAAGGGAAGAAAACAGAUCAGAGACAAAGGACUAUCCUGUUUUCAGAACUGGCUGGAGGUUGCAGAAAUUUUUCAGAAUUUUUCUAGCUGAAAAUUUGGCAGAUGAAAACAAGACAAGGCAUCAUGGAAAACCAUAGAGUUCUGAAAAGAUUGCCUUGUUCAGAACAAAAAGGGUAAGGCUUAUUUAUCUUUGCUUGCAAACACAUUUUGGUUUCGCCUUGAAGAUUAGCUAUUCCAGUAACUCAUAAAAUGCUGUUAUUGUUUUAUUUGUAUUGUUCUAUCUACUAUUAUUCAGUAUGAACCAAAGCAUUCCAUAUAGUAUUGAAAUACUUCAAGAGGAUAGGCUGUUUUAGACAGUAAUAACGGGCCACUGUGAAAUCUAUGCAAAUGCUUUCCAAAUCUGUAAAGUAAAAAUUAUAUUUAUGCACAAACCUAUUUUUCCUGAUUAGCACAUAUUUUAAAAAAGGGAGAUUGUUUGCUUCAAUAAAUAAAUAUUUAUGAAGUUUGUCUAACAUCUGUCUUAUGUACCUUAAGAUAAUCAGAAAAUGUCAGGUUUUUAAAAUAGGGUAUAUGUCAGUACUGAAGAAAUGCUUUUCUUUGUCUACUUUGCGCGGGAUUUACUUAAGUUUUACUGAGUAUUCCUUACUACUGGAUUUUUAAGCUUGGCACUGUAAGCCAAGUUAUCUGUAGAGUUAGCAUCAGAUCAAGUUUAAGAAUAAAGCAUUUUCCAUCUCCAUUUGCCAAAGUGCAUAGGAGCAAACAUCAAAAAUUAUACCAGCUCUCUUUGAGUGCGCAUGUUGUUGCAGAUUAUCUUAAGUUUUACUGAAUCUUUCUAUAUUUUUUUUGUGAAACAGUUAUGGGAACAUCUUGAUUUGAGAUGUUAGACUUUAUGUUAGCAUGGGUUGCUGUACUACUUGAAACCUGAUACUGUGUUACUUGAAGUCCCUGUUCUCUGUAAUGUUAGCCUUAGCCUUGCUUUCUAGACCAUAACCAAAGCAAAUAACAAAGGUCUAUUUUAUAUAGAAUGGGUUAUUUGACAACCUGGCAAGGUAGAUAUCUAGCUAGGAAACCUGGCAAAAUAAGAUUAGGGUGUUCUUUAGAUGAACUAACCUCAUCAUAGUCAUUAUAACACUAAAAAACAGCCACAGAUCGUGAAGACCCUUCUUCUGAUUAAGCAUAGUAACAGAAGAGAAUAACACUGCAGGUGUUAUAAUUGUAUGUAAAUCACUAACCAAUCAUUGUAACUGGAGUGUACUACCUUGUAAUUUUUGUGUGUAAAUGUAAUGACAAGAUCGGCAUGGGGUGUGCUUGAUUUGUGAAAAUUCCACCUAGCACCCAGCGCUGCAAUAAAGAAGUGCCUGCUGCUUAAUAUUA